AUGGCUCUCUGGGCUGAGGCCAAGGCUGCCGACGGCCGGACGUACUACUACAGGAAAGAUGGCUCAGGUUUUACAACAUGGGAGAAGCCAGAAGACUACGAUGGCGAAGCGGUAUCAGCAACUCCGGCCGUGAAUGCAGACCAAGCUGCCAUUGAUGCGGCGUGGAACACAGCGCAUGACAACCAGAACAAGGUCUAUUAUUGGAACGGCAUUACCAAGCUGACCACAUAUGAUGAACCCGAGGCGUACAGGAGGCAGCAACAACAGGUUGCGCAGCCUGCCGCGCCAGCAUUUGUAGCCGGCGGUACGCCAAGUUACGGAGGACGUGACGACCAUGGGCCGCCUCGUGAGCGCAGAAUGGAUAGGCGAGAUGACCGUGACCAUCUCCCGCAAAGAGCUGGCUUCGACAAAUAUCGAGGUCCUAUGCCGCUCAAAGACGAACCCGCCUACACUUCACCAGAGCAGCAGGAAGAAGCUUUCGUCAAGCUGUUGAAGAAGUACGACGUCUCACAUGGCAUGUCGUACGAGGAGGCCAUGCGGAAGGUCAUCAAGGAGCGCGAUUUCCGUGCCAUUCCGGACCCGUACGACCGGCAGAAGGCAUUCAACAAGUACUGCGAUCAAGUACGUGCCGAAGAGAAAGGCAAAGAGAAGGAGCGCAAAGAGAAGCUGCGCGAGGACUUCAGAAAGAUGUUGAGCACCCACGACGAUAUUCAUCAUUAUACUCGCUGGAAGACCGCCAGGCCAUUGAUCGAGCGCGAAGCGGUCUUCAAACAGACCGGCAAUGAGGACGAGCGUAGACAGAUGUUUGACGAGUACGUUGGCGAGCUCAAGCGCCGACAUAUCCAGGAUGAGAUUGACAACCGCAAGACAGCGUUGCAGGAGCUUGAAAGCAUUCUGAAAGUGAUCAUCACUGAUCCGGACACCACGUGGACCAAAGCGGAGCAAGCCAUCGAAGAGAACGAUCGAUUUACCUCGCUCGCCGUCUUCCGCUCCUUGAACAAGGUCGACUUACUACACGCUUUUGAUGCGCACGUCAGAGAGCUCGACCGUGCGCGCAAUGAGCAGAAGCAGAAAGACAAGAGGCUGACUACACGCCGCGCUCGUGUAGCCCGUGACGCCUUCCAGCAGCUCCUCGGAGGAUUGCACGCACAAGGGAGAAUCAAAGCGGGCACGAAGUGGCAGGACUUUUAUCCGCUCAUCGCAGAGGACGAGCGCUAUUUGAACAUGCUUACGGUACCCGGUAGCAGUCCACUGGACAUGUUCUGGGACGCGGUUGAGGACGAGGACCGCAAACUGCGCAGCAAACGUAAUGAUGCGCUUGAUGUGUUGGAAGACCGACGCUUCGAAAUGACUGAGCAGACUUCCCUCGAGGAGUUCGGAGCGAUUAUGAGCGCUGAUCCACGUACGGCGCGCUUCACAGACGAGGAGCUGCAGAUGAUAUAUAGUAGGCUGAUGGAGAAGAUUCUUCGGCGUCUUGAGGAAGAGAAGCUGAACGCAGAGCGACAACAGCGCAAGACUGUCGAUGCUCUGCGUAGCCGCAUCAAGCAUCUUGAUCCGCCAGUCCGCCUCGGCGAAACGUACGAGGAGGUGGCGCCGAGGUUGGAACCGUUUGAGGAAUUUCAGAUGCUGCAAGAUGACGACGCAAGACGUGCCGCGUUUGAAAAGCACAUGCGCCGAAUCAGGGAGAAGGAGCAAGAAGAUCUUGAGCGAGAGCGUGUUAGACGUGAUCGCGACCAACGGAACGGCUCCCGCCGCACCGAGCGGGAUGAUCGUGAGCGCCGUCACCGCACACGCACGCCUGAGGUUGAUGCAUAUGAAGCAGACCGGAAGAGGGCGCAGGCGAAUCGCGAGAAGCAGUACAGGAAGGCUAGCUUUGGCCUUACUCCGCCCCCGCGCGAGCGUAGGGAUGACAGGUACGACGACCGCCGCCGACCCGAUAAUAUGUACGAGCGUGAGCGGCGCGAGCGCGAAAUGGAACGCGAGCGGAGCUACAUUAGUCGUGCAGAUCCGCGCGAUAAGGGCCGGACGCUCGAUUAUGGGGACGAGGAUGCGGUGGUUAGUCAGCCAGGAAGCAUCAGGAAGCGGAGGGAGAGUGAUGGGAGUAUGCGCGACAACAAGCGCGCUCGCCGUACUCGUACGCCUGAGCCGGAGCAGGGUGUGCUGAAGGAAGAGGAGCCAGCUUUGCAGUCUGGUAGCGAGGAAGGCGAACUCGCGGAGCUCUAG
This is a messenger RNA of Baudoinia panamericana UAMH 10762, 2223 nucleotides long. RefSeq lists its product as uncharacterized. Gene Ontology annotation, cellular component: U1 snRNP; U2-type prespliceosome. Gene Ontology annotation, molecular function: RNA binding; protein binding. Bases 1 to 2223 code for a protein of 740 amino acids. The transcript has 3 exons. Gene Ontology annotation, biological process: mRNA cis splicing, via spliceosome. The record is from RefSeq and is a predicted model, not a curated record. NCBI's taxonomy places the organism in Eukaryota, Fungi, Ascomycota, Dothideomycetes, Mycosphaerellales, Teratosphaeriaceae.